Messenger RNA from Suillus fuscotomentosus, 291 nucleotides. RefSeq lists its product as uncharacterized. NCBI's taxonomy places the organism in Eukaryota, Fungi, Basidiomycota, Agaricomycetes, Boletales, Suillaceae. The record is from RefSeq and is a predicted model, not a curated record. The annotation marks the transcript as partial. The transcript has a single exon.
GGCAAGGUUCUACAGUGUCACAGGUGUCAUCCUGUCCGUCAUAAGUAUGGGAAUGAUGAUCGCUGUCGCUUUCUGUUUCCGCAUGAGGUCAUCAAAGCAUCCUCAUUUGAUCCAGACACUAACUCCGUGGUUUUGAUGUGUCACAACACAAAUGUGAAUUACCUCAAUCCAUAUAUCUUGGUGUUUUGUAGGCACAACCAUGACAUUAAAUGCAUAUUAUCUGGUCAAGGUGCCAAGGCUGCUAUGUUCUACAUUUUUGACUACAUAACAAAGAUGGAUGUCAAGACUUAC